This is a messenger RNA of Durio zibethinus, 988 nucleotides long. RefSeq lists its product as uncharacterized. Lineage: Eukaryota; Viridiplantae; Streptophyta; Magnoliopsida; Malvales; Malvaceae. The record is from RefSeq and is a predicted model, not a curated record.
GUAUUAGCUAGUUGAGUUUAGUGGGUAAAGUUAUUAUUAUAAUAUCAUUGUUGCAAAAUCCAAAUGCUUGCUACAAGGUUUGGGUGAUAUGCCCGGUGUUAGGGUUUCAUUUUGUCUCUACCUUUGCUCUUUAAGCCCAUCACCAUUACUACCCUAUAUUUAACCCAUUUUCCCCCAUAUCAUUCUCAUCAACUCUACAUCACCUGUCUUAAAUGUUUCUAGUACCAUGGCUGCAGAGCUUGGCCUACUUUCAUUGACACAACUUCAUAAGUUAGCUCAAUCUCAGCAAAACCAGAACCAACAAAACUUAACGGCUAGCUCGUGGAUGUGGAACCCUAAGGGGAAACCUGGGGAUGGAGACGAUGAUUCGUGGGAGGUUAGGGCCUUUGCAGAGGACACAGGUAAUGUGAUGGGCACAACUUGGCCACCAAGGUCUUAUACUUGCACUUUUUGCAGAAGGGAAUUCCGGUCAGCUCAAGCCCUUGGGGGUCACAUGAAUGUGCACCGCCGUGACAGGGCUCGGCUUCACCAAACACAGCCUGGUAGUAGUGGUGCAUUAAUGAAUCCAACCCCAACAUCUUCUACAACUGCUUCCUCAUCUACUCUCUUUAUCCCAACUCAAGAAUUUGCCACAAAUGGCGGCUUGUGUCUACUCUACCAAUUGCCUAGCCCUAAUGGAGUUUUCACUUCUCCACCUAUGAAGGCAUGCUCUAUUGAUUCACCUUCGACCCUUCUCUCCAUUUCACCAUAUCAUCCCUCUAACUACUUGAUGGCAGCAGCACCAUCUAUAAAUUUUCCGGUAACGCCUCCGGAGCUGAAUAACUCUUCCUCUUCUCUCUGUUACUCAACCAAAGCUAAACAAUCAACGUCGUCGGCAGAUAACAAUCUCAAUGAUGGCAACAAUAUCAACAGCAGCAACUACAAGGAAACAUCAAUUGACGACCUUGAUCUAGAGCUUCGACUAGGGCAUAGAUCAACAACAUCUUGA